This is a messenger RNA of Protopterus annectens (West African lungfish), 3395 nucleotides long. RefSeq names its product histamine N-methyltransferase-like. The transcript is spliced from 5 exons. The record is from RefSeq and is a predicted model, not a curated record. The annotation marks the transcript as partial. Lineage: Eukaryota; Metazoa; Chordata; Ceratodontiformes; Protopteridae. Gene Ontology annotation, molecular function: N-methyltransferase activity.
UACAGGAUUGGAAAUGGAACCCCAACAUUUAAUGUUCUGGGACUUGGAAGUGGAACAGGAGAACCAGAUAUUGAAAUCCUUAGGGUAAUAAAGUCCAUACAUCCAACUGUUUCAAUUAUCAAUGAGGUAGUGGAGCCAAAUCACCUUCUUGUCGCAAAAUAUAAAGAACUGGUUGCAGAUUUUAAAGGCUUUGAAAAUGUCACUUUUAGAUGGAAGGAGAUGAACUGUGCAGAGUAUGAAAACCAGGAAAAACAGAAGAUAGAAAGUGAAAAAUUUGACUUUAUUCAUAUGAUUCAGAUGCUGUAUUAUGUGCAGGACAUUGAAGCAACAAUCAAAUUCUUCCACAGUCUUCUGAAACAAAAUGGAAAGCUUCUAAUUAUUAUUUUGGCAGAUAGCAGUGGAUGGAAUUUGCUUUGGAAGGAAUAUGGCAGUCAACUUUUUUCAAGUAAGUUCCAAUCCCUUACGAGUGCAAGUGCUUCUUGCUCUGAUAUCGAAGAAGUUCUCAAACGACUUGGGUUACGGUAUCAGGUUUUUGAUAUUCCAUCUGAGUGGGACAUAACAGAAAUCUUUAUCGAGGAUAGUGAAAACGGAAAUAUUUUGUUAGACUCUCUGACUGAUAUCACUAACUUCAGAUUGACAGCUCCACCUGAUCUGAAGGCUGGUGUACUGAAUAAGCUUCAGCAGCCAGAGUGCAGCAGUGAAAGAGAUGGAAAAAUUAUCUUCAAUACUAGUGUCUCUGCUAUAGUAGUCGAUAAAUGAUCUUAAAGUAGCUAAUAUCUCACAGAUCUGUUUACUUGAUACUACCACAACAAUUGUUAAAAAGUGUGGGUGAAUCAGAAAAUGUAAAUAUUUGUCACUGUUCUACCAUUACAGGUUUUCAAAUAUUUUUCAAACCAAGUUCAAAUUCUAAUGAUAGAAUUAUGCAGUUUUGCUAAAGCUGUAUUGCAAAGCAAUUUUAUUUGUCACACUGUCCAGAAAUGACGUCUGCUUAUAAAUGUCAUGCAGUUCAAUGAAAAUGGCAAAUUUGUAAGACAUAGUGUAUUAUGCAGUGCAAAACAUAGGCAGUCAUUUAAUUGCUGUUGUUAACAAAUAUUCCAAAAUUGUAAACUGAUAAGACCUAAAAGUACAGUAGAACAUUUCAUGAAUAAGUAAGUCACUUUCAGGAUAGGAGAUAUAUUCUUGAUAUAAUCUGUAAAUGAUUAUUAAUUUUAUUUGUUGGUUAUUUCAUGAAGCUGAGAAUUAUUCAGUCUUGCUUCAACAAAGUUGGCUCAAUCAGUUUUCUUUAUGGAGUAGUACUUUCAGAGUAUAACAAAGCAUGCUGUUUUCUGUGGAGGCAGCAUGUUGUUCUAUUACCUGUUGACUGUUAAUUCUCCUAGCAAUCAGUUUGCCCAUUUGUCAUCACUGUUUGAGAGCCAGCCCUGGUCCCUUCAUCUCUUGUAUAGUGAGAGCCAAUCACAGGGGCUUCCUUACUGAUAAUAAUCAUGGCUUUUUACUGCUCCUUUCUUGAAGAUCCUACCUCCUCCCCAUGGUUGCCCUUCAAGCUCUACUAUGCUGCCUCUGUCAGGAAAGCAUGCUUGUCUAUGCACUCAUGCUGACCGUUUUCUCUGCUGCAUGGGUGAAGUAGUGUGAUUGGCUGCAGGUGCAUCUACUAAUUCUUCCUCUAGGUGUCACCAAAGAGACAAAGAAGAACUGACACUCCUACCAGGAUGAUUCAGCCAAUACUGGCUGCUCAUUCCCAUCUUCCCCAGCCUGCUUCCUCCAAUUAUCUAUACCACUAAUCAUAUAUGGUAGCCUGAAGAUAGUCUCAACUUCAUCCAUCUGUGUACAGGUGCACUGUAGCAGAACUUUUAAUAGUCCUCAUGCAGAAAAAUGUCAGCCAUUCUCACCCAACUUUUAUAGUUAUUGGUGAGAUUACUGCAUCUUAGGGAAAAUGACAUAUUCAGUCUCAUUCACUCAUGCAAGCAAAUGCAGGAAAAAAUACAUUUUUAUUCUAGUGAAUGCAGUAGAAAACACAGUCUCCAAUCUGGAAUUCCCUUCAUUAAAUCAAGAUCUGAUAAAUCUUAUUUUAGCAAAGCCUAAUAAACACCAUUCAUAUUAUCAUGUAUACAAGUAUCGUAUCCUAUCAUAUUUUGUGUUGUGCACUCAAAAUACUAAUCUGAAGUGCAAUAUAAAAUAAUUAAUCAAACAUGCAGAUAGCUGAUAUAUUUGCUUAUAUUUUUAAUUGCUCUGUUUUACCUAGAGUGUAAAUUCUCCUUUUUGGAAUGCUUGAUGUAAAUAUGCAUUAUGUUUAUUAACAUAAUUGUUGCCUUUGACAUUGCCUUGGAUGUAAAUUGUCUCUUGACCAUGGGUAACCAAACUAACAAAAUUAGUUAAUUCGCUGAUUUCAUUUUGCAACCCAAUCGGCACAUAAAAAGAUAUAUCUUGAUAAAAAGUUAGACUGAGAAUUAAGAAUUGCUAUGUAUGGAGUAACAGAUUCACAGCAGCUCAGCUAUUCUGCAAACAUAGGUACAAAUGUAUUUUUUCAUGUCCAUACAGAAAGUUCAACUGAAUGAAAGCCACCUUUAAAAAUAUUGUUUUGAUUUAUUAUGCUCACAAAUGAACAAAUUAAUUGUUUUCUGUAACAAUACAAACUCAGUAUUUACAAUGUAAACUGUUGAACUGUGAUUUAUUCUUUCUCAAACAACUGAACUGUGUUUAUUUUUUUUCUUGCUAUUUAGAUGAUGCCCAAUGAUACUAAGUCAAAGCAUAUUGUUAUAUUUUCUGUACUGCAUACAUCAGUUAUAUUUCAUAUGUAUUUUUACUUUCUUACUAAGAAAAAAUAUUUAUGUAUUUAUUGCUAAGGAGAUGUGAUCAUUUUGCACACAUCUCUAGUAAUCUUGGAAUGUACAAUUAAAAUUGUGUGAAAUAAACUGAAUGCAACAUAUUAAAACUAAGCUUUCAUACUGCCUUGCUAUAAAUGACACAAAUUACAAAUGUUUGCACCCCUAAACCAAAGCAACUGGAAUCCAAAAAUGAGCACACACUCUUCCACUAAUGUCAGUGUAUUUUGUCAAUAAAAUAACACCUUAUCAUAUCAAUUGCAGAUUAUACAUUUAAGUCAUAUAGGAAAGUAAUAAAUUAAGUUCAUUCAGAUUGAAGUAAAGCUUCCCUUCCCCUCUCAUGUUUUAAUGAUAAUGCGAUCUGACCAUUAUACUCAUGUCACAGUUCACAAGGUAUCACUUGCAAGCACUAGUAAAAACAAUGUGUUGUACUUUUAGCAAGGCUAUAUAGAGCCAUACCCAGAAGAAGGUCAGCCUAAGGUCCGAAGGUACAACACCUCACUUCAGGACCAAGUUAAAUUUCUUUAGAUGAGGAUCGCUUGUCUAUGAUGAAUAAAAUCUUGUUGUUUUGGAAAA